Diabrotica virgifera virgifera (western corn rootworm) is the source of this 5892-nucleotide messenger RNA. RefSeq names its product serine/threonine-protein phosphatase 2A 56 kDa regulatory subunit epsilon isoform (gene wdb). The record is from RefSeq and is a predicted model, not a curated record. Gene Ontology annotation, molecular function: protein phosphatase activator activity. NCBI's taxonomy places the organism in Eukaryota, Metazoa, Arthropoda, Insecta, Coleoptera, Chrysomelidae. Gene Ontology annotation, biological process: protein dephosphorylation; signal transduction. The coding region runs from base 809 to 2209 and encodes 466 amino acids. Gene Ontology annotation, cellular component: protein phosphatase type 2A complex; cytosol; nucleus. The transcript has 7 exons.
UAUUUCAAUUAUUUCAAUUCGGAGUAACCAGGAGUAACCGAGCAAAAAAUUCGGGUUUUUAAGGGAAAAGAAGCAUAAAUCUCCUUAGAAAUUAGUCAUAAAAAUGUUUUAAGAUUUUUAAUUGAUGUGAGUGUCGAUAUUUUAACGUUUGGAACCGAAAAGUGUCAAUUUGGAAGUGCGCUUGACUAUUGCAAACCUCCCAUCUAUUUUCAGUCCUAGGUACCUACGGCAUCGCAAAUCAUUCAGACUAAAAAAUAUUACUCGUUAAUUUUACGAAAUUUAGUAAAAGUGAAGUGUGACGGAUAAAUUGUUGGACUCGUUUAUCGUGAGAAAAAUGUGCAAACAAAAACUGAAUGUGUAAAAAUCGUUAUUUUCGAGUAAUUUUGUUCAGCAAUAACCAGCUGAUGGCGGGUGAAAAUACGGGAAUGGCUUGGCAGUUGAGUGAUCAUACAUUGGAAGAUUUUUAGAGUGAUUUUUAUCACGAUAAUUGUAUAUAUUAGCCACUGAGGGAGAAUACAAUCGAUUUAAGAUUAACGAAAUAAUUUCUUUAGAAUCGAACCAGUUGAUAAUUGGGCGUGCUCUGAAGUAUAAGUAUAAGCACACACCUUGUGGCUUGUCAUUGAUAUUUAGCAACCAUUCAUAAAUUCUGGACUAUAAAUACCCUCAAAUGAUGCGUUUGAAAUUCUGUACAAUUUGACGAAAAUUCGAAGUAGUGAAAUGCAGAGUGAUCUUAUACUAACCCCUUUGUAAAUAGUGUGUUUGCUUGUCUUGUUAUUUUUGUUACUACUGAAGGUUUCUAUUAGCCACAAUGUCGGCGACGACAUUCGUCGAUAGAAUUGAUCCUUUUGCCAAAAGAUCACUCAAAAAGAAGACCAAAAAGUCACAAGGCAGUUCCAGAUACAGGAACUCCCAAGAUGUUGAACUUCAACCCCUACCUCUUCUUAAAGAUGUACCAGCAUCUGAACAAGAAGAACUGUUCAUACGUAAACUUAGACAGUGCUGUGUAGCAUUUGAUUUUAUGGAUCCAGUGGCGGAUCUAAAGGGCAAAGAGGUGAAAAGAUGUACCUUGAAUGAAUUGGUGGAUUAUAUAACUGGAGGACGGGGUGUUCUUACUGAGCCUGUUUAUCCAGAAAUUAUUAAAAUGAUAUCUGCAAACCUAUUUCGAACAUUACCUCCAAGUGAAAAUCCUGACUUUGAUCCGGAAGAAGAUGAUCCUACAUUGGAAGCGAGCUGGCCUCAUCUCCAAUUGGUUUAUGAAUUUUUUCUAAGAUUCUUAGAGAGUUCAGACUUUCAACCGACAAUAGGUAAACGUGUGAUUGACCAGAAAUUUGUUCUGCAGCUGCUAGAAUUGUUUGAUUCAGAAGAUCCGAGGGAGCGAGAUUUUCUUAAGACAGUAUUGCAUCGUAUAUAUGGGAAAUUUUUAGGCCUUCGAGCCUUCAUUCGAAAACAAAUUAAUAAUAUAUUUUUGAGGUUUGUGUAUGAGACUGAACAUUUUAACGGAGUUGGUGAACUUUUAGAAAUCUUAGGUUCCAUAAUAAAUGGGUUUGCGUUACCGCUAAAAGUUGAACACAAGCAGUUCCUGGUAAAGGUACUAAUACCUUUACAUAAGGUUAAGUGCCUGUCACUCUAUCACGCGCAGCUAGCCUAUUGUGUUGUACAAUUCUUAGAAAAAGACCCGAGCUUGACGGAACCUGUCGUUAGAGGCCUUCUCAAAUAUUGGCCCAAGACUUGUAGUCAAAAAGAAGUGAUGUUUUUGGGAGAGAUUGAGGAAGUCCUAGACGUUAUUGAACCAUCCCAGUUUUUGCGCAUUCAGGAACCGCUGUUUAGGCAAAUAUCUAAAUGUGUUUCCAGUCCACAUUUCCAAGUGGCAGAGAGAGCUUUAUACUUCUGGAACAACGAGUAUAUUAUGUCUCUGAUGGAAGAAAAUAACCGUGUUAUAAUGCCAAUUAUGUUCCCAGCAUUGUAUCGUAUAUCCAAAGAACACUGGAACCAGACUAUAGUCGCACUUGUAUACAAUGUUCUUAAAACAUUUAUGGAAAUGAACUCUAAACUUUUUGAUGAACUUACAGUCAGUUACAAAGCUGAAAGGCAAAAGGAAAAGAAACGAGAGAAAGAACGAGAUGAACUUUGGAAGAAAUUAGCAGAGCUUGAGAUAUCACAUAAUAAAACCACGCCUGCACAACUUAAUAGCCCAUCCAACAAAAAGUGAUAAUAUAAUAACAGCCUAAUUAACCCUGCCCCUUGUUAAUUGUUUGCUGGUAAGAUAUCAUGUCCCAUUGUCCCAUUUGAAAUUAUCAUCAUAGAACCUACUAAAUAGCGGCAAAUAUUGAAUGGAGAUUUGUUGCAGCUGAAAUUUUUGUCAACCUGUUGCAUGCAUUGAAAGAAAAAGACAUUGAUUUCGUAUAAUCUAAUAGACAGAUUUAAAGUAGAAAUUUCGGUGUGGCGGCAUAUUUCAUUGUGCAUUGUGUCCAACAGUCGAAAGAAGAAGAAUAUGGAGCAAUUGGAUGUGUGUAGUUACAAAGAAAGUACGUGAAUGUACUUUUAAGAUGUUUCUGAAGUUGUUGAACGAGACGGACUAUCCUAAUAAUACGCUAUAAAAAUAAUACAUUAAAAAAAUCUGUAAAUAGCCAUGAAGCAUACCGUGGUUACAGCUUGUGUUACAAUUGUGGUUGGUUGCUUCUAGAUUUAUUUCUAUUGUCGCAAAGAAAGUUUAUUUUGUCUGUAAAUUCCUUUAAAAUACCAUUAUUGUCGGUAAUUAAGCAAAAGCUACUACACUCGCUUAGCUAAAAACUGACUUUGACAUUAGAUAAUAAUAAUAAUAUAUUGUAUCUUUCUUUUUUGUUAAUUUUAUUAUACUUCAGCUUUGUAUUUAUUCUUUUAAAUUUCUAUCUACAGGAUGUUUUAUUAAUAAUUGGAAAUAUUUUGUCUGUAUGUUUUUGGGCUCAAAAUAUUAAGAUUUAACCCAAAUCACUUCAAUAAAAUGUGGCUCCCUACUGAGUUACAGGGUGUUUUAUUUAAAAAUUUAAAAACUUUUUGUACCCAGUACUUUAAAACCAUUUGACAUAUAUCCUUGCCAUACUUGUUAGCAAGUGUAGGUACUGUACACCUGCUAAAUUAUCUUAAACAAACGUUUCUGGCUACUACCAGAGGCGUAUGAUGGGGGAAAGUGAAUGGUUGACCCUUCCCAAAUUCUACGCCACUGGCGGAAUUGCUAUUUUAGUGUAAUUUUUGAAUUCUCCAAUACUUUCUAUAUAAAUAAUAUACGUAACUAUAAAGUCAUUAGUUUUCGAGAUAUUUGAAGUUAAAAAUAAAACUGCACAGUUAUUUUGAUUAUUGUAUUAUACCUCUUCGUUUUUAACUUCAAAUAUAUCUAAAACUAAUGAUUUUAUCGUUAUGAAUGAAGAGUAUAUUAUUUACAUAGAUAGUAUUGGAGAAUCUAAAAAUUGUGCAAAAAUAGCAGUUCCGUUAUUGGCGCCGAAUUUGCGAAGGGUCAACCAUUCACUUUCCCCUGUCGUAUGACUCCGGCAGUAGCCAGAAAUGAAUAUUUAACAUAAUCAUUACAUAAUUUAGUAGCGUGUACAGUACCUACACUUUCUGCCAAGUAUGACACGGAUUUGUCAAAUAGUUCUAAAGUAUUAUUUUUUUAAAUAAUUUAUUUUUUAUUUAAAAUUUAAAGAACUAUUGGUACCUGGUACUUUAUAAUCCGUUUGAAAAUUAUUGUUGAUAGCACAGGUCAUACAAUACAAAUGACCUGCGUCGCAAAAACUGUGCUAUCAAUCAUUUUCAAACGGAGUGUAAAACUAUUAGACAUAUCCUUAUCAUACUUGGCAGAAAGUGUAGGUACUGUACACCCUACUAAAUUAUGCUACAUAAUCAUUUCUGGCUACUACCAGAGGCGUACGACACGGGAUAGUGAAUGGUCGACCCUUUCCAAAUUCUACGCCACUGACGAAACUGCUGUUUUAGCAUAAUUUUUAGAUUCUACAAUACUUUCUAUGUAAAUAAUAUACUCUUCAUUCGUGACGAUAAAAUCUUUAGUUUUAAAGAUAAUUGAAGUUAAAAACGAAGAAGCAUAAUAAAUUAAUCAAAAUAACUGUGCCGUUUCAUUUUUAACUUCAGAUAUUUCGAAAACUAAUGACUUUAUCGUUACGAACGAAGAGUUUAUUAUUUACAUACAAAGUGUUGAAGAAUCGAAAAAUUGCACUAAAAUAGCAAUUCCGCCAGAGGCGUAGAAUUUGGGAAGGGUCAACAAACGACUUUCGCCCGUCGUACGUCUCUGGUAGUAGACAUAAACAUUUGUUUAACAUAUUUUAGUAAGACGUACAGUACCUACACUUCAUGAUAAGUAAAACAAGGAUAUGUCAAACUGUUUUAAAGUACUGAAUACAAAUAGUUUUUCAAUUUUUAAGUAAAACACCCUGUAACUCAGUAAUUAGUGACAUUUUAUUUAAGUGAUUUGGGUUAAAUUUUAAUAUUUUGUGCCCAAUAAUCUACUAUACAGAUAUUUCCAAUUAUUAAUGAAACACCCUGUAUCAUAAAAUCUACUUUAUUUUCAGUUAAACUAUUAUAUAAUAUUAUAAUAAUAAAUUGUAAUAUAUAAUUCCUAAUAAUACAGUUUAAAUUAUUUCCAUAAAUUUUUUGAAAACAAUCUCCUUAAUCAUAAUAAAACUGAACAAUAAAUAAUUUAUAACUUUCCACGGUUCAGCAAUUGACCAAACCCACCUUUAUCAUCCCCGAUUAUUCUGUUGAACUGUAAGAGCCCGUUCACAUGACAGGAGCUUAACGCGCGAUUACAACUACAUACAUUUUACUUGACACCGUUCACAUGCUAACGCGCGUUUUAAGUCAUUAAAAGGCACGUUAGCAUGUGAACCGUCUCGAGUAAAAUGUAUGUAGUUGUAAGCGCGCGUUAAGUGCCUGUCAUGUGAACGGGCUCUAGCUGUUUAAUUUUACGCUCAUGACGUAUAUGCAUGUUUUUUAUAUCAAGUUAAAGCUUUUCUUUAAUAUGAUGAUAUAAGGCUGCCUGUAAAAAAACGCGAGGUAUCAAAGAUAAAGUGAAAGAGAGCUAGCGCGCAACGCCGCUGGUUUGACAAGGAUGGCGAGGGCCAGUUGUGUGAGGUGUAAAGCCAUUGCGCACGCGCUGGUAGAUAGGGUUUUCAAGCAACGGCACAAACAGUAGUAGGAACGACUUUACAGAUACUUACUCCAAAGAUAAAGCAUUUAUGUUAAAAUAAAACAUCUACUAAUCAAAUUAAAAUACAAAAAGAAUAUCUACAAAGUAGAGAAUUUUGGUUAUUUAUAUGACAAAAAAUAUAUAAGCAGACUAUAUUUGAAAAAAAUAUUUGUUUUUAUUGGAGCUCUUUGAUACAAUUACAAAUAACAAAGCCAUUAAAUAUUAGUCCAGAAACAGAGAACAGCGUAUUUUAAAUAAAUAAAAAUUAAAAAGUCGCUGAAUAACUAAUACCAUCCAAAUUACAUUUUCGUAUUAAAGCCUUAUACCGAGGAUUCCUCGGUAUCCUCGCUGUCACCGCAGCUGUUACUAUCAUCGUCACGAAUAUCAGACUCAACAUCCUUGUCAAACGACUGGCGUUGCGUGCUAGCUCUCUUUCACUUACAUUAUGUAGAUUGGGUUGCAUAAUUCACAGUGUGCAUUAUAAUUUUUAUUUACUAAUGUCAAAGUCAUUUUAUAAUGCUUCAUUGUAAAGAACCUUAAAACAACAAAAAAUUAAAUAUGCGAAGUACUUUUCAAUAAAUAUCUAAAUCUUUGUUUAUUGUAAGUUGUUGGACUAGUGGUAAUUCUUAAUGUAGCUUAAGAGGGGUUAAUGUCCAUAGUAUAAAAAUAUUUCUGUUAUCAAAAUUAUCAGAAAAACCAUUAAAAGUUUUCUGACUGAA